AUGGCAGCAGGUCAAGAUUUGAUUGAGCUCAAAUUCAGGCUAUCUGAUGGCACCGACAUAGGUCCACACAAGUAUAGCCCAUCUACCACUGUACAAUCACUUAAAGAGAAAAUACUUGCACAAUGGCCUAAAGAGAAAGAAAAUGGUCCAAGGACAAUAAAUGAUUUGAAGCUUAUUAAUGCGGGAAAGAUACUGGAAAACAACAGGACCCUAGCUGAUUCCAGACUUCCAGUCGGUGAACUACCAGGAGGUCUCAUCACUAUGCAUGUGGUUGUGCGUCCUCCUAUUGCAGACAAAAAGAAUGUCUCUACCCCGAGGUAUUUAACAUCUUUGGCUCUUUUGAUGAACCUUUGCCCCUGA
Molecule: messenger RNA, 360 nt
Organism: Prunus armeniaca (apricot)
Lineage: Eukaryota; Viridiplantae; Streptophyta; Magnoliopsida; Rosales; Rosaceae
Source: the annotation of a GenBank genome assembly